Silurus meridionalis is the source of this 3305-nucleotide messenger RNA. RefSeq names its product adrenoceptor alpha 1Aa (gene adra1aa). Gene Ontology annotation, molecular function: alpha1-adrenergic receptor activity. Bases 565 to 1965 code for a protein of 466 amino acids. The transcript has 4 exons. Gene Ontology annotation, cellular component: membrane. NCBI's taxonomy places the organism in Eukaryota, Metazoa, Chordata, Actinopteri, Siluriformes, Siluridae. The record is from RefSeq and is a predicted model, not a curated record. Gene Ontology annotation, biological process: phospholipase C-activating G protein-coupled receptor signaling pathway; adenylate cyclase-activating adrenergic receptor signaling pathway; positive regulation of cytosolic calcium ion concentration.
CUGACUCACUCUGCUGUCAGCCAAGAAUGAGCUGGAUCCCCCAGGAAAAAAAAUAUAUAUUUUUUUACUGUAUAAAAACUUAGAGAACUUGGACAAAGAGCCCACUUGACCGGACAAUACCGGAGCGCUGUUUUUUUUUUUCUUUUACACUCUCGGCACUGUGUCCCAGCAAAACAUCAUUAAGUGUUAUUAUUAUUAUUAUCAGCAGCAUCAUCACCGCGCAUUGAAAUGACAGGGAGGAUCAACAUUAUCUACUGGCAUAAUGUCAAUGUUGGUAUGCUGGAAGUGCCUUAUACUGGACCCAGGCCAAAUUCUGAGAGAUUGAAAAAAUGACCUGCCCUUUUCCAAAAAUAGAUGCCUGAAAUGUUUCUGCCAAAGGUUUAUUUUACAACACAGGCAGCUGGAGAUCAAAAUGUAACGAUGCCCUCGGACUGCAAUUAACUCACCAUCUAACAUUUAAAAUGCUGCGAUCAUUGCAGCAAUCUGCAAUGAUCAGAAAAAAGUGAAUGAGUGAAGUGUGCCUGUUCAUCAUGCCAUCACCAAAUAGCCCAGUAUCAUGAACAGAUGAUUCUUCUUGUUGAUAACAUGUCUCCAGUGAUCCAGAACUGCACAAACUGUAGCCAGGCUCAGGUCAUGGAACUGAACAUAGCAAAAGCCAUUGUUCUGAGCUUCGUUCUGUCUGUUUUUGUUAUAUUUGGAGUAUUGGGCAACAUCUUAGUCAUCCUUUCUGUGGCUUGCCACCACAGCCUUCGGACAGUCACACAUUACUUUAUUGUAAACCUGGCAGUGGCUGACCUACUACUGAGCUCCACUGUGCUUCCAUUCUCUGCUAUUUUUGAGAUGCUGGGCCGCUGGGUGUUCGGCAGGGCUUUCUGCGACGUCUGGGCUGCCAUGGAUGUGCUUUGCUGCACAGCAUCCAUAAUGAGCCUGUGUGUGAUCUCUGUGGACCGCUACAUCGGCGUUAGUUACCCUCUACGCUACCCAGCCAUUGUUACUGAGAAGCGGGCAUUGUUGGCACUUAUGGGAAUUUGGGCUCUGUCCAUUACCAUCUCCAUUGGACCUCUAUUUGGCUGGAAGGAGCCAGCACCAAAGGAUGAAUACGUGUGUAAAAUCACAGAGGAACCUGGCUAUGCUAUUUUUUCUGCAGUUGGCUCUUUCUACCUCCCCCUAGUGGUUAUCUUGGUUAUGUAUUGCCGUGUAUAUGUGGUGGCUCGCAGGGAGACGUACAGCCUUAGGAAAGGUCAUAAGACGGAGAAGGCACACCAUGCAGAAGCAGUGACACUGAGGAUACACAGAGGUAACACCACUUUGGUGGAGGAUGAAACGUUGAGGAGCCGCACUCACUUCACAAUCCGCCUGCUAAAGUUCUCCAGGGAGAAAAAGGCUGCGAAAACCCUGGGCAUUGUAGUUGGGUGUUUUAUUCUUUGCUGGCUGCCCUUCUUCCUGGUUCUGCCCAUUGGAUCCAUCUUCCCGGCUUACCGGCCCUCAGACACGGUCUUCAAAAUUACCUUCUGGCUUGGGUACUUCAAUAGCUGUAUCAACCCAAUCAUCUACCCGUGCUCCAGUCAAGAGUUUAAGAAAGCCUUUCUGAGCGUGCUGGGUGUUCACUGUUUGCGCCGUAGCACCAGACCUACAUACCCGCUGUGCCAGGCCCAUUCUACCAGCCACACACAGUCACACCUGCUUUCAUUGGGCUCAGAGAGCCGCAGCGAGCCUUCACAUCUCAGCCCUUCAUCCUCUGUGGUCCUUUCCCGUUCACCAUCAUCUUCCCCAGUGGGGGGUCUAGGAGUCAGUGCUGGGGUCAGUGCUGGAGCAAAAGUGGCAGGGGUGUGCAGUAAGAACCUGCUGAGAACGUGCUGUUGUGCUGGAGACUACCCACCACGGAGAGAGGCUCCUGGAUGCCAUUCUCUGCCUGUUAUUAAGAUUCAUCAACUUUCUCUUUGUGAGAAUGGUGAUGCUGUGUGAGCCACAGAGGUACGAAACUGCUUCAGAAAAACACAUAUGCCUCAGAUUGUGACUAGACGCUUAUUAAGAUCUCAAUGGAUCUUUAGCAAAUAAUGGAGACAAUGAUGUGUAUUCAUGCAGAGUGAAGUGUUUGUGAUGAAUCUGACUGUUUCUCUGUGGAGAUUGAAAACAUGCUGUGUAUCAGCAGGAAGGGGUGCCUUCAGCCAAUUUGAUUGAUAAGCUUUGCACAUUUGCACAGAAAGAAAACAUCCCACUGUUUUAAUGUUGAAAUUCCUACAAGUGGGAUACUAUAAAAAUUAUACUGGUUUAGUUUUGUAUUUGCCAAUGAAGAUAUACUGAUUAUGCUAAAAUACUGGUGAUGAUUAAUUAAAGUUUUACUACCUUACCUCAAUUUACUGUAUUAGACGCACAAAUUGAUUCAUGUAGGGGGAAAAGCUGUAAUCAUUACCAAUGCAAGUGGCCAUUAACAUGCAUGGGAUUUUUAUUUUUCUAAUUUCCAAUGAAAAGGUUUCAAUAAUGAGACAAUGAAAUAUGUGGAAUCAAUUAAAUAUGCCCCAGUUUUAUAUCUAUAUUAUGUUUUUAACAAAAACAAUGAAUAAAUACUUUACUGUAAGUGCUUUAUGGAAGUCAAGAUUUUUACCCUAAGACUCAUGUAAUUGUUUGAACAAAUGAGAUGAAAUGUUUCAUGCAUUGUUAAUCAUAAUUGUCUGAGUUGCUAAACAUUUGCAUAUGUGAAAACAUGAAAACAUUCUAUUUCUACAAGAAUUUAUGACAUUUAAAAACAAAGGUGUGGCUGCUUUUGUUUGUAUACAUGUGUGUUUGUGUUUGCAUCUUUAUCUAUAAAGAAAUAUGAAAAUCAUGUGAAAGGUUCGGAUCAGAUAACAGUGACAAUUCCAAUACUGAAUCAAAAACACUGUGAGAGAGGUUGCUCUUAAACUGGUGACCUAAAAACACUGACUUUCAAUAUGUAAUCAGAAAUUGUUUCUGAAGGGUCAUUAAGAUUUGUUCUUAAAGGUACUAACUAACAUUAGCUUUCAAUAACAAAACAACCUGUCAAUUAUAAAUCAGAUUCUAAAAUCUAAUUAGCUGAUUUGUGCUUAAUAACAAUAAAAUAAACACACCAUUAAAUGCGUCACAAUAAAUGAAUUCUGUAUUAAUGUGCCAGGUUUUAAAACUAAUAAAUCUCUGAUACUACAGCAAAUGACCUGUCCAGAAAAUGCCCUGAUCUUUGUCUUAUAUAUUCCUUAAGGAUGCUUUACAAUGAACACAUUGUACAAUUGCAGAAUUGUUUAUUGUGAGUAUUGUUGAUAAUAAAUGAUUCAUUUAACAGUUGAAUUGAA